This is a messenger RNA of Homo sapiens (human), 2069 nucleotides long. It is a transcript of the gene IRF3, whose product is annotated as interferon regulatory factor 3. Gene Ontology annotation, cellular component: nucleus; mitochondrion; cytoplasm. Gene Ontology annotation, biological process: positive regulation of type I interferon production; regulation of DNA-templated transcription; positive regulation of canonical NF-kappaB signal transduction. The transcript is spliced from 7 exons. The coding region runs from base 853 to 2052 and encodes 399 amino acids. The record is from RefSeq and is a predicted model, not a curated record. NCBI's taxonomy places the organism in Eukaryota, Metazoa, Chordata, Mammalia, Primates, Hominidae. Gene Ontology annotation, molecular function: DNA-binding transcription factor activity; DNA-binding transcription repressor activity, RNA polymerase II-specific; RNA polymerase II cis-regulatory region sequence-specific DNA binding.
GGGGCUAGCCGGAUCCGCUGACUGAUGGUGGGGCGCAAGCAGGGUUGGAGCUGCAGGGUUACGGGAAUAAAACCGGGAAAGCCGGUUAGUACGCAAAGGAAAUGCAUCCUGGGGGUUUGGGGCUUUCUAGAGGCCGGGGCUCUUGGUUGUAGGAUAGAUACUGGGGGAUGGUUCUUGAAACAUCAGAGGUGAGGCCUGGAGCCCCAAAUCUGAGGUUCCUAACUACCGAAUUAGUAUAUGCCAGAGGUGGUAAACAGUGUGAGGGGCGGGGUUAUCACAGAGGGUGUCGCGGGGCAGGUGGUGCACGGGAUUAGACACCAAGUUGGACUUGGAAGCCUGGCUUAGAAAGAAAAGGUUUUUGGGCCGGGGGCGGUGGUUCACACCUGUAAUCCUAGCACUUUGCAAGGCCAAGGCGGGAGGAUCGCUUGAGCCCAGGAGUUUGAGGCCAGCUUGGGCAACAUAGGCUCCAUCUCUUUAAAAACAAAAGCGAAACAAAACAAAAACCAAAGAGGUUUCAAAGGCUUUUGAAGAGGCCGAGCACAGUAGCUCAUGCCUGUAAUCCCAGCACUUUGGGAGGCCGAGGAGGACGGAUCACCUGAGGUCAGGAGUUCAAGACCAGCCUGGCCAACAUGGUGAAACCCCAUCUCUACUAAAAAUACAAAAAUUAGCCAGGUGUAGUGGUGCCCACCUGUAAUCCCAGCUACUCAGGAGGCUGAGACAGGAGAAUCGCUUGAACCGGGGAGGCGGAAGUUGCAGUGAGCUGAGAUUGCACCAUUGCAUUCCAGCCUGGGUGACAGGAGUGAAACUCCAUCUCAAAAAGAAAAAAAGCCUUUUGAAAACUAGAGGUGGGGGAUGGAGGCCUGGGCCGAGGCCACUGGUGCAUAUGUUCCCGGGAGGGAUAAGCCAGACCUGCCAACCUGGAAGAGGAAUUUCCGCUCUGCCCUCAACCGCAAAGAAGGGUUGCGUUUAGCAGAGGACCGGAGCAAGGACCCUCACGACCCACAUAAAAUCUACGAGUUUGUGAACUCAGGAGUUGGGGACUUUUCCCAGCCAGACACCUCUCCGGACACCAAUGGUGGAGGCAGUACUUCUGAUACCCAGGAAGACAUUCUGGAUGAGUUACUGGGUAACAUGGUGUUGGCCCCACUCCCAGAUCCGGGACCCCCAAGCCUGGCUGUAGCCCCUGAGCCCUGCCCUCAGCCCCUGCGGAGCCCCAGCUUGGACAAUCCCACUCCCUUCCCAAACCUGGGGCCCUCUGAGAACCCACUGAAGCGGCUGUUGGUGCCGGGGGAAGAGUGGGAGUUCGAGGUGACAGCCUUCUACCGGGGCCGCCAAGUCUUCCAGCAGACCAUCUCCUGCCCGGAGGGCCUGCGGCUGGUGGGGUCCGAAGUGGGAGACAGGACGCUGCCUGGAUGGCCAGUCACACUGCCAGACCCUGGCAUGUCCCUGACAGACAGGGGAGUGAUGAGCUACGUGAGGCAUGUGCUGAGCUGCCUGGGUGGGGGACUGGCUCUCUGGCGGGCCGGGCAGUGGCUCUGGGCCCAGCGGCUGGGGCACUGCCACACAUACUGGGCAGUGAGCGAGGAGCUGCUCCCCAACAGCGGGCAUGGGCCUGAUGGCGAGGUCCCCAAGGACAAGGAAGGAGGCGUGUUUGACCUGGGGCCCUUCAUUGUAGGCUCCUGGGCCCCCAGAUCUGAUUACCUUCACGGAAGGAAGCGGACGCUCACCACGCUAUGCCCUCUGGUUCUGUGUGGGGGAGUCAUGGCCCCAGGACCAGCCGUGGACCAAGAGGCUCGUGAUGGUCAAGGUUGUGCCCACGUGCCUCAGGGCCUUGGUAGAAAUGGCCCGGGUAGGGGGUGCCUCCUCCCUGGAGAAUACUGUGGACCUGCACAUUUCCAACAGCCACCCACUCUCCCUCACCUCCGACCAGUACAAGGCCUACCUGCAGGACUUGGUGGAGGGCAUGGAUUUCCAGGGCCCUGGGGAGAGCUGAGCCCUCGCUCCUCAUGGUGUGCCUCCAACCCCCCUGUUCCCCACCACCUCAACCAAUAAACUGGUUCCUGCUAUGA